Colletotrichum chrysophilum is the source of this 444-nucleotide messenger RNA. RefSeq lists its product as uncharacterized. NCBI's taxonomy places the organism in Eukaryota, Fungi, Ascomycota, Sordariomycetes, Glomerellales, Glomerellaceae. The record is from RefSeq and is a predicted model, not a curated record. The transcript is spliced from 2 exons. Bases 1 to 444 code for a protein of 147 amino acids.
AUGAGCUUUUCGACAUCGUCAAUCGCGCGCCGCGCCGACAGCCUCCUGGCUCCCGUCGCCCGCACUCUCCAGCACCUCGCCGCGCGCGACAGCUGCGAACCCGGCGACAACAGCUCCCGCUGCGAGAAGCCCUUCGCCUCGUCCAAGAUCAUCGGCAUCACCAUCGGUAUCACCGCCGCCGUUCUCAUCAUCGGCACCGUAGGAAUGUUGACCUUCCUCCACAUGAGGAGGCAACGCAUCGAGAGAAAGGAGGACGCGGUCGACUUCGAGCUCGACGGCGACGUCGACGACCACCCGACGAUGGGCAAGCCCCCCGCCUCGUGGCAGCGCAAUAACCAGAGACCGCAAGAGAACCCCUUCGAGCCGCAGCCGCACCAGCAGCCGCAGGAGAAUCCCUUCGAGCCGCCGCGACGGAACCAGGCGCACGCGGCUGAGCUCCCGUAA